Molecule: messenger RNA, 1344 nt
Organism: Ogataea haglerorum
Lineage: Eukaryota; Fungi; Ascomycota; Pichiomycetes; Pichiales; Pichiaceae
Exons: 1
Coding region: 1-1344 (447 amino acids)
Molecular function (GO): monooxygenase activity; oxidoreductase activity, acting on paired donors, with incorporation or reduction of molecular oxygen
Source: RefSeq, a predicted model, not a curated record
AUGACUAAAUCGCUUAUUAUCACUGCUUUUAUCACUGGAGGAACCACUGAGUGGCGCUACCCUGGUGAUACUUCGUAUAGAUUUGCUUCUAAUUUGGAAGCUUGGGUAGAAAUAGCAAAGCUUUUGGAGAAGGGCAAAAUCUAUGCUCUGUUCAUUGCAGAUCACUUGACUCUGUUUGAUGUGUACAAGGGCCCGAACAACUACAGAGACGCAGUGAAAACUGGACUGAAUGUUCCAAAGGCCGAUCCCAGUCAUGCAAUUAUCACUGCUGCAAGAGAGACAAAGAACAUUUCUUUUGGAGUCACUUUCAGUACUGUCAGUGAACAUCCAUACUUGUUUGCUAGAAGACUUGCAACUCUUGAUCAUUUCACUCAGGGAAGAGUGGGAUGGAAUAUCGUUACAUCUUACCUUAACAGUAUCGGUACCCAACUUUUAAAUGGAGAACCAUUUCCUGAACAUGACGAGCGGUACAAUAGAGCAACUGAGUACGUUGAUGUUGUGAGUGGACUUCUCCUGUCCACCUGGAGAGAUGACGCUUUAAUCCGCGACAUACAGAGCGGUGUGUUCAUUGAUCCAGACAGAGUUCGUGAGAUCAACCAUAAUGGAAAAUAUUUCAAAGUUGCUGGACCUUCUAUCACGCAGCCUUCAGUCCAAAGAAUCCCGCUUUUGAUUCAAGCAGGAACCUCAAAAAAGGGCCAGGAGUUGGCUGCCGAGUUCGCAGAGUUUGUGUACGUCUUGGGUGGAACUGAAGAGCUGGCUCCGAAGAUCAACUACAUCAGAACAAUUGUUAAGGAGAAAUUCGGCAGAAACCCAAAAAACAUCAAGGUGAUUUACUCCGCUAGAGUAAUUUUGGGCCGCACUCAUGAUGAAGCUAUUGAGAAAGAGGCAUCUUACAAAAAGUCUGAGGUGCCAGAUCGCAAUGCAGUAAAUUUUGGAGGCGUAACAGGUAUUGACUUGAACGAGUAUGAUAGUGAAGAGGAAAUCGAGACUAAGAAUGUCAAUGGUGUUAAGACUACCACUGAGGUUUACUUCAAGAACGCAAAAAAGCCGACCAAGAAUGCGCUCCUAAAUAAAGCUCCUGGAGCUGGACCAUUGAUGGGCACCUCUGAAGAGGUCGCUGAUAAACUUGAGAAACUAGUUGAGGAACUUGACCUUGAUGGCUUCAACUUUAACUCUGCUGUUCUUCCGGGAUCUGUUGAAGACUUGGUUGAGCUGCUUAUUCCUGAACUCCAAAGAAGAGGUCUAUUUUGGGAGGACUAUGCUGUUCCUGGGGGCACGUUCCGUGAAAACGUGUAUGGGGUCAAGGGGGCAAACAUUUCUUCCUCCCGAUCAUCCAUUAUAUGA